This is a messenger RNA of Drosophila suzukii, 958 nucleotides long. RefSeq names its product gamma-secretase subunit Aph-1 (gene aph-1). Gene Ontology annotation, biological process: Notch signaling pathway; protein processing; positive regulation of catalytic activity. Gene Ontology annotation, cellular component: membrane; gamma-secretase complex; endoplasmic reticulum. The record is from RefSeq and is a predicted model, not a curated record. Gene Ontology annotation, molecular function: protein-macromolecule adaptor activity. Lineage: Eukaryota; Metazoa; Arthropoda; Insecta; Diptera; Drosophilidae.
UCGCUUGUCAGUUUCUGCUUCCUCUUCCCACGUAAACCAAAACACCCACAAUCCAAGCGAAAAAACCAGACCAGGAAUAUUACAAAGAAAAGAUGACGUUGCCCGAGUUCUUUGGCUGCACUUUCAUCGCCUUCGGACCGCCCUUCGCCCUGUUCGUCUUCACCAUCGCCAAUGACCCGGUGCGGAUCAUAAUCCUCAUAGCGGCGGCCUUCUUCUGGCUGCUAUCGCUGCUGAUCUCGUCCUUGUGGUACGCCAUCAUUCCGCUGAAGGACUUCAUCGCCUUCGGCGUGGUCUUCUCGGUGUUCUUCCAAGAGGGCUUCCGGUACAUUAUCUACAGGAUCCUGCGCAGCACGGAGCAAGGAUUGCACGCCGUGGCGGAGGAUACGAGAGUGACGGACAACAAGCACAUCUUGGCCUAUGUCUCCGGCCUGGGAUUCGGGAUUAUAUCCGGAAUGUUUGCGCUGGUCAAUGUGCUGGCUGAUAUGAGUGGCCCUGGAACCAUGGGCUUGAAAAGCGGAACGGAGCUUUUUUUCGUCACCUCGGCUGCCCAGGCUCUGUCCAUCAUCCUGCUGCACACCUUCUGGAGCGUCAUAUUCUUCAACGCCUUCGACACGAACAACUACCUCCACAUAGCCUAUGUGGUGGGCAGCCACCUGUUUGUCUCCCUGAUUACCCUGCUCAAUGCCAACGAGCUUUAUACCGCCACUCUGCUGAUCAACUACAUAGUCACCAUAUUCACGGGCGUCCUGGCCUUCCGAGUGGCUGGGGGAACAGCGCGCAGCUUCAGGAAAUUCAUAACAUGCCAAUGAACAAGCGCUUAGUAUUAGCCACCUAGUUAAUAGACUUCGGAUAUACUUAUUUAAAAUAAAAAAUUACCUUGUAUAUGCUCGAUAUGUAAUACUAUGGACUUAAAUCCCUAACACUUGAAGGAUACUUUGAAAAUACAAAUUUAACAACA